Molecule: messenger RNA, 1429 nt
Organism: Acyrthosiphon pisum (pea aphid)
Lineage: Eukaryota; Metazoa; Arthropoda; Insecta; Hemiptera; Aphididae
Gene: SCCRO
Product: defective in cullin neddylation 1 domain containing SCCRO
Exons: 5
Coding region: 252-1064 (270 amino acids)
Biological process (GO): protein neddylation
Cellular component (GO): ubiquitin ligase complex
Molecular function (GO): cullin family protein binding; ubiquitin conjugating enzyme binding; ubiquitin-like protein binding
Source: RefSeq, a predicted model, not a curated record
UUCGUAAAAAAUAUUUUUUGUUUUCUUUUGUUACUAUUUUGUUAAACAUUUGCAAAUAUUCAUCAGCCACUUUAAUUUGGAAUGUUUAUCAAUGUGUUGUUUUAGUUGUUUAAUAUCAGUAUAAGUUCGGAUGGUGAUUAAUAAAAAAAAAAAUGUCUAAACGUGAGUCAAAAAUAUCGGACACUUACAUUUUUUCGCCAAUUUUACGUUGCAAAAUAUAACAUUAAUUUAUAGUCAACAAUUAUUUCGAAAUGAACAAAUUAAAAUCAUCUCAAAAGGAUAAAGUGAAAAAAUUUAUGUCAUUCACACAGACAUCUGAAAGUGUUGCAAUUUUUUGUUUAUCCAAAAAUGACUGGAAAUUAGAACAAGCAUCAGAUAACUUUUUUCAAAAUCCACAUGAAUAUGAAACUGUAAAAAUCAACACUCAAUUAAGUUUUGUAGUUGAUAAAAAAAAGCUGGAGGCUAUGUAUAAUAGAUAUCGUGAUCCAGCUGAACCGAGCAAAAUUAAUGUUGAAGGUGUUAUGCGUUUGCUGGAUGAACUCAAAUUACCUCCAGACUCAAUAUUAGUGCUCAUAAUUGCUUGGAAAUGUCAAGCAGCAGCUCAAUGUGAAUUUACUAAACAAGAAUUUUUAAAUGGAAUGAGUAAAAUGGGGUCUGAUUCAAUAGAGAAAUUAAAACAUAGAUUACCAAUAAUAGAAAAAGAACUUUCAGAACCAUCAAAAUUCAAAGAUUUUUACUAUUUUACAUUCAAUUAUGCUAAGAAUAUAGGUCAAAAAGGUCUAGACCUUGAUAUGGCUAUUACUUACUGGAACAUUAUUUUUGUGGGCCGAUUCAGGUUCCUUGAUCUAUGGUGCCAGUUUCUGAGAGAACACCACAAUAAAUCAAUACCUAGAGAUACGUGGAAUCUUUUAUUAGAAUUUGCUUGUGUUAUUGAUGAAGAAAUGACAGAUUAUGACCAAGAAGGAGCAUGGCCAGUUCUAAUAGAUGAAUUUGUAGAAUGGGCUAGGCCUAUAGUAGGCCGAAAUGAAUCAACCCAUAUUAUAAGUGAGACCAGAUUAUUGUAAAAACGAAUGAACAUCGUCAUAUACAUAUGUUUUUAAAUUAUAAUAUUGAAAAUGUUGAUUCUCUGUUUUAAAUUUGUUUGAGGGAGAAUAAUGUAUGACUGCUCUACUAAAAUAUAUACCUUGGAAAUAUUUUUACAACAUGUUAUUUAAUUUUUAUAGCCUAAAUUAUAUUAACAAUGUAUUCAUUACCUCUUACAAAAUUUGGAAUUCGAUAAUUAUUGUGUUAUUAAAGCUUUAAUGAAGAUGAAGGAAGUAUUUAGGUCUCAUUGUUUGUACUUUGUUUGUUUAAAUAGAUGUUACAUCAUAUAUAAUGUGUAUAAAUUUAAAUAAUAUACAUUUCUGGUUCUGGCUUUCAACAAUAAGAA